Merops nubicus (carmine bee-eater) is the source of this 369-nucleotide messenger RNA. RefSeq names its product adipogenesis associated, Mth938 domain containing (gene AAMDC). The transcript has 3 exons. Gene Ontology annotation, biological process: positive regulation of fat cell differentiation. NCBI's taxonomy places the organism in Eukaryota, Metazoa, Chordata, Aves, Coraciiformes, Meropidae. Gene Ontology annotation, cellular component: cytoplasm. The record is from RefSeq and is a predicted model, not a curated record. Bases 1 to 369 code for a protein of 122 amino acids.
AUGUCUUCCCCUGAAAUUGCUUCCCUUUCUUGGGGCCAGAUGAAGGUGAAAGGCUGCUCGACAGUGUAUAAGGACUGCAAAGUGUGGCCAGGAGGAAGCCGCACCUGGGACUGGAGAGAAACUGGGACUAACCAUUCUCCAGGAGUGCAGCCAGCUGACCUUGAGGAAGUGGUGAAGAAGGGUGCUAAGACGGUGGUGAUCGGCCGGGGCAUGAGCGAGGCUUUGCAGGUUCCACCAUCGACUGUGGACUACCUGAAGAAGAACGGGAUUGAUGUGAGGGUCCUGCAGACGGAGAAGGCCGUGGAAGAGUACAACGCCCUGGCUGCUCAGGGUGUCAGAGUUGGGGGGGUCUUCCACUCAACCUGCUGA